Messenger RNA from Neurospora tetrasperma FGSC 2508, 1455 nucleotides. RefSeq lists its product as uncharacterized. Lineage: Eukaryota; Fungi; Ascomycota; Sordariomycetes; Sordariales; Sordariaceae. Gene Ontology annotation, cellular component: membrane. Bases 1 to 1455 code for a protein of 484 amino acids. Gene Ontology annotation, molecular function: transmembrane transporter activity. The record is from RefSeq and is a predicted model, not a curated record. The transcript is spliced from 4 exons. Gene Ontology annotation, biological process: transmembrane transport.
AUGGCUCACUCGAUCGAAGAAAUGGACCCAGACAAGGAGAAGCAGUUGGAUGAGGUCGAAGUCAGCAGGAACAACGAGUUGACCCCGGAAUUCGAGUAUUCUCAAGCUGAAGAACAAGCAUUGCUGCGUAAACAAGACUUGACCAUUCUUCCCCUUUGCGCCGCCAUCUACUUCCUCUGCUAUCUGGACCGUUCCAACAUCGGCAACGCCCGCAUUCUCAACUCGUCGACACACAAUGAUAUGCAGACCGAGACCCAUUCCACCCAGUACCAGUUCAACAUCGCCUUGAUGGUCUUCCUGGUAGCAUACGCCACUUUCGAGGUGCCAUCCAACAUUCUGCUCAAGAAGCUGCGGCCUUCGCGAUGGAUCGCGUUCCUCAUGUUUUCAUGGGGUGCCAUCACUAUGGGACUGGGUGGUGUUCAGAACUUUUCCUCCUUGGCUGCUGUGAGGUUCAUCCUUGGUGCUUCCGAAGCCGGUCUUUUCCCUGGCCUGGUCUACUACCUGACUUUUUGGUACAAGUCCGACGAGCGUAGUGUCAGGGUCGCCACCAUUCUCGCCAGCGCCACGCUCGCCGGUGCUUUUGGGGGCGCAAUCGCCUAUGGCAUUGGCCACAUGAACGGCGCAAGCGGACUAUCUGCAUGGCGUUGGCUGUUCAUCAUUGAAGGCGCCCCAUCUUGCGUCUCGUCGCUUUUUGUCCUCUUUUUCCUGCCGGAUUACCCAGAAGAACACCUCAAAGGAAGAGAACGCGAAAUUGCGCUAGCUCGUCUCAAGAUAGAAGGGAGCAAGAGUCAUCAUCGCAGCAUGACGUGGCAGGAUGCCAAAACUACGCUUACGGACUGGCGGCUUUAUGGCCACUACCUCAUCUACUUUGGAAUAUCGGUUCCCUUCAGCUCGCUGUCGUUGUUCACCCCAUCCAUCACUGCGGGUCUGGGAUACAAAGAUCUCCGGGCUCAGUUGAUGAGUGUGCCACCUUAUGCGGUAGCUUAUGUCACACAAAUUGUUGGUUCGUGGUCAGCAGACCACUUCAAUGCCCGCGGUAUUCACAGCGCCGUGUUCUCGCUCCUCGGUGCCGUAGGGUUUAUAGCCAUGGUCACGCUACCAGUAGAUGCCUACCAGCACAGAUACGGUUGUCUCAUCCUUGCAUCGGCGGGUUCCUUUGCCUGUGUCCCACCAAUGCUGGGAUGGCUUUCAUCAAAUGUCUACAGUACCGCUUCCGUAGGUCUAGCCAUUGCAAUCAAUGUGAGUGUCGGGGGUGGCAUUGGCCAAAUCCCUGGGGUGUGGAUAUACCCAAAGGAGGAGGCCGCUCGGGGAUAUCCCACUGGUCACUGGACCAAUGCGGGGAUGCUUCUUAUGGUUUCGGCGGGAGCAGUUGGACUCCGUGUCUGGUAUGGCUACAAGAAUCGGAAGCUUCUUCGCGAAAGUAACGGACAGGAAGUCCGGUUAUUCCGACUCUGA